Xiphias gladius (swordfish) is the source of this 2334-nucleotide messenger RNA. RefSeq names its product damage-specific DNA binding protein 2 (gene ddb2). Gene Ontology annotation, molecular function: damaged DNA binding; protein binding. Gene Ontology annotation, biological process: response to UV; DNA repair. Lineage: Eukaryota; Metazoa; Chordata; Actinopteri; Istiophoriformes; Xiphiidae. Gene Ontology annotation, cellular component: nucleus; Cul4-RING E3 ubiquitin ligase complex. The record is from RefSeq and is a predicted model, not a curated record. The transcript has 11 exons. The coding region runs from base 144 to 1625 and encodes 493 amino acids.
GACACCUACAGGCCGGCAGCUGUAAAACACGCAAGUUACAAAACAGGGACUUUUGCAAUCACGUGCACUGCUGCGUUAUACAAACACGGGAGUUCCCACUCUUGCGCUGCAGCACGCAACCCUGAACACCACAGGUCGGGGAAAUGAAAAGCAAACCCAGGAAGUCGGACGCGUCGGAUUCAAAGGCUAAGGCGAGGAAAAGACCCGCGGAGAACUCUGCUCCAACUCUUUCAAAAAAACUACGAGACAAGAAAGAUGGAGAAACAUCCAAAGCAGGGCCUCCUCCCAAGUCUGCGGGAGUCCAGAGGAGAGGUGGGCAUGGGAGCAUCCUGCACUACAUUUACAAGAGCACCCUGGGACAAAGUCUUCACUCGCAGAUGAGACAGUGUCUGCAGGAGCCGUUCGUUCGCUCUCUGUCGUCCUAUCAUUUCCACAGCGCUUCCAGCCCCUUCGACCGCCGAAUCACCAGCCUGGAGUGGCAUCCCACCCACCGCACCACUCUGGCUGUGGGGUCCAAGGGUGGAGACAUUUAUCUGUGGGACUUUGAGGUCCCCACAAAUAAAACUUUUAUUCAGGGGAAUGGUGCGGGAGACUUCAUUGGAGGGAUGAAGUUUUGCCCCAUGGACGUUUCAAGAGUCUAUGUGGCCUCUGGCGAGGGCACACUGACCAUGCAGAGCUUUGAGGGCCGCACACCCACCAUACUGUCCAGAACCCAAGACUGUGGCCAUGAUCACCACAAUGUUUGUUAUUGGUACUGCUGUGUGGAUGUGUCUGUGAGCCGACAGAUGCUUGUGACAGGAGACAAUAUGGGACAGCUCUUACUCCUGGGCUUGGAUGGACAAAAGAUUUUCAGUAACAAGCUGCACAAAGCCAAAGUGACCCAUGCAGAGUUCAACUCCCGAUGUGAUUGGUUGUUGGCGACGGCCUCAGUUGACCACACGGUGAAGCUUUGGGACCUGAGGAACAUAAAAGACAAGAAGAGCUUCCUGCAUGAAAUGCCUCACGAGAGAGCUGUCAACUCAGCCUUCUUCAACCCGCUGGACUGCUCCAAGUUGCUCACAACAGAUCAGUACGACCAGAUCCGCGUCUACUCGUCCCCUGAUUGGUCGAAGCCUCAACAUAUCAUUCAACAUCCACACAGACAGUUUCAGCAUCUCACACCCAUUAAGGCCACAUGGCACCCGGUAUAUGACCUGAUUGUUGCUGGCCGCUACCCUGAUGAACGUGUUUGCUCCGGCGAUCAGAGGACCAUCGACAUCUUUGAUUCCAACACAGCAGAGCUCGUGUGUCAGCUGCACGAUCCCACUGCUUCGGGGAUCAAAUCUAUCAACAAAUUCAAUCCGAUGGGUGAUGUGAUUGGAUCCGGCAUGGGUGUGACUGUGCUAGUCUGGGACAGGAACGAGUCAUUGAUCAGCGAUCGGCAGACAGUGCAUGAGGACAGCCCGACCUCGGUGGACAGUCUAAGAGGGCGGAGGAGUCAGCAGCGCUCCAGUAGGGACCGGAGGCGUCCCGCUGUGGAUGCAAAGCUCAAGAAGAAACUGGCUUCUCUGGAAGAAUCUGAGACCAAAACCAAGACCAAGACUGACUGUACAAAACAAAAACAAGUGCAGAUGAGGAAGAAGUGAACUGUAAAAAUCCAGGUCUUAAAAAAUCCAUGCAUACAUUUCUUUGUUUACUGUUUGUUGUGUCUCUUACUGCAGGAAUCGUUUGAAUGUGUAACAAUGUUUAAGAUAUUCUUUUAUAAACCAUUUUAAAACUGGCACUCUUGUAUGUUCACACUAGGGCUGCCCCCGACCAAAGAUUUUCCUAGUCAACUGGUCGCUGUUAGUUAAAGCCAUUAAUCGACUAGUCCUCGCACCUUUAUGAUACUAAUUUAAUAAUUUAGAUAUAUAUUUUUGGGGGGCAUGAGAAAAUGGUUGGAGUUCCAGGCCUGAGAAAGAAUGUUGUAAGUAACAUUGUUAACACUGUGCUGCAUUACAGAGAAAUACAAAACUAAUAAUAAUGAGCCUUUAAAAUAUAACUUUUAGGCGAGUUUUUGCCUGCAGAGUUUGUAUCUCAGCCUCUUGGGGUCGUGCUUAACCAUCUCGAAAUGAUCCCACACUGUAGAUUUCCUGCCAGACGAAUGUAAUUACUGGCUAAUAACAGCAGGGACCAGCCAUGUAAACAGUGUCUGUCUGUGACUUACUGAGUGUCGCCACUUCCCGUGGAGUUUAAUUUUUCCUUUUGCUUUCGACCAACCGACCAGUUGCAACUUGGUUGGCUAUUAGGUGGCAGCCCUAGUUAACACAGAAGUUUUUUCUACUGUAUGACAAUAAAAUGUUCAUGUUUUCUUAA